This is a messenger RNA of Caenorhabditis briggsae, 696 nucleotides long. The coding region runs from base 1 to 696 and encodes 231 amino acids. NCBI's taxonomy places the organism in Eukaryota, Metazoa, Nematoda, Chromadorea, Rhabditida, Rhabditidae. The record is from RefSeq and is a predicted model, not a curated record. The transcript is spliced from 6 exons.
AUGGGGACUGCAAAUAAGGUCAGUUUUGAAUUUUCAAAAUUUGGACAAGUUAUUGAUUACAAAAAAAUUCUGCCGAUUUUCCAAAAAAAGAAGUCUACUAUAUCUGCGAGGUCUAUGAGGUCUGCGAUGUCUACGAUGCCUUCGAAUUCCCGGAUUCGACAGGAUUUCAAUAACCGGAUUGGCUGCAAUUUAGAAGUCCACGGUGUCUCGGGUCGGAUGUCAGGGAUGUCAGGGAUGUCGCCGAUGUCUACGAUGACUACAAUUUCCCGAACUCGAAUCUUUUCGAAAUUUAGUUUACCUACAGUUAUGUACCAGCAUUCUGUUACUCAACUGUUAAUCUUAUCUGAACUCAAGAUGCUCUCAUUCCUACUCGACUACCAAUUAAAGUACCAGUAUCCUGUGUUCAUCGGUUCGUCAGGUUCGACCAGGGCUGGGAAAAACAAACGCCGGCGGAUAAACGGCGGCAAAAUUUCGGCGUUUCGCCGGCUAGCCGGCUGCGACGACACGGCUGCAGACGGCGAACGGCGGCGGCCGCCGGCGUUUUUAUGCGCACUACGGUUAAUCUUGUCGUAUCUGCAGAAACAGAAACACAGUAGGAACACUAGCUACUACUUUGAAAAACGUAUACACUUCGAAUCGACUGUCGCUGGAAUCGAAAUUGUUGGAAAAUCUAUGUUAAUCAAAGAGAUGCCUUAA